Messenger RNA from Setaria italica (foxtail millet), 1266 nucleotides. Its product is annotated as probable kinase CHARK. The coding region runs from base 1 to 1266 and encodes 421 amino acids. Gene Ontology annotation, biological process: protein phosphorylation. The transcript is spliced from 2 exons. Gene Ontology annotation, molecular function: ATP binding; protein kinase activity. Gene Ontology annotation, cellular component: plasma membrane. NCBI's taxonomy places the organism in Eukaryota, Viridiplantae, Streptophyta, Magnoliopsida, Poales, Poaceae. The record is from RefSeq and is a predicted model, not a curated record.
AUGCCGCAGGAACAAUUCCUCCGGCGGAGCUCCAAUGUGCCACCGAACACAGCAGCAGCUUCCACAGGAAGGCUGCGGAGGUGGGUGGUCCCAGUCGUCGCCACGGUUGCACCGCUCGCGGUCUUGCUCGCAUGCAGUGCGGCAGUGGUGCUCCUGUUGCGGCGGCAGCAGAGCAGGAAGCGACCGCACCAGCGGAACGCCGGCGCAAUCGACGACGACUCCGACGGCUCCGACGAGCAGUGCUCCGGGGAAGCAGCGGACUUCGAGAAAGGGGUGGGACCGAGGCGGUACUCCUACCGCGCGGUGGCGGCGGCGACGAGGAACUUCGCCGAGGAGAACAAGCUCGGGCGCGGCGGCUUCGGCUCCGUCUACCGCGGGCGCCUCGCGGGCCAGGACCGCGACGUCGCCGUCAAGGUGCUGGCGCCGGAGUCCUCCGCGCAGGGCCGCAGGCAGUUCGAGGCGGAGGUCCGGAUCAUCAGCCAGCUGCGGCACCGCAACCUGGUCCAGCUCGUCGGCUGGUGCGACAGCCGCAAGGGCCUCCUGCUCGUCUACGAGCUCGUCCCGGAGGGCAGCCUCGACAAGCACCUCUACGGCGGGCGCCGCGUCCUGACGUGGCCGGAGCGGCACCGGGUCGUGCUGGGGCUCGGCGCGGCGCUGGUGUACCUGCACGGGGAGUGGGAGCAGUGCGUGGUGCACGGCGACAUCAAGCCCAGCAACAUCCUGCUCGACGCCUCGCUCGGAGCCAGGCUCGGCGACUUCGGGCUGGCGCGGCUCGUCGACCACGGCGCGGGGCCGCGGACCACCAGGGUGGUGAUGGGCACCAUGGGCUACAUGGACCCGGACCUGGUGAACACGCGCAGGCCGAGCACGGCCUCCGACGUGUACAGCUUCGGCGUCGCGCUGCUGGAGGUGGCCUGCGGCAGGCCGGCCACGGACGAGGAGCCCGGCGGGGAGACGCUGUCGCUGGCGGAGUGGGUGUGGGAGCUCUACGACGGCGGCGCCGUCCUGGAGGCCGCCGACGGAAGGCUGGACGGCGAGUUCGACGCGUGGGAGAUGGAGCGCGUGCUCGUCGUCGGGCUCUGGUGCUCGCACCCGGUGCCGACGGAGCGCCCGUCCAUCGUGCACGCGAUGAACGUGCUGCAGUCCCGGGAUGCGAGGCUGCCGGCCCUCCCCACCAACGUGCAUCGUGGCGCCGCGGCGACUGCCGGAUUCAGUGGGUACGUGCACUGCUUGUCGUCCGUCGCCAGCGUUGCGGAGCCAUGCUGA